Lathyrus oleraceus (garden pea) is the source of this 844-nucleotide messenger RNA. RefSeq lists its product as uncharacterized. The coding region runs from base 294 to 608 and encodes 104 amino acids. The transcript has 2 exons. Lineage: Eukaryota; Viridiplantae; Streptophyta; Magnoliopsida; Fabales; Fabaceae. The record is from RefSeq and is a predicted model, not a curated record.
UUGAUGAACUAGUAUAUUGAUUCAAAAAUGUGAAAGAGUAAGAACUAUGUUGUGUGCAAUUUUAUCCUACUUCAUUGUUCAUUCUCUAACAUUGCAAAACAUUGGAGUCGAAAUUGAAGAACAGGAAUACAUAGUGAGAAGUUGUAUGUAACUAUAUUUUGUAAAUUAAUUGUGAUAUUAGACACCUUGUUUUAUUUAUUUUAAAUCUUUCGAUAAGGUUAUGAUCGUAAUUUGCAAAUGAAUAAUAGAGAAAGCAAAGAAUCAUUGCCUCCAUUUCCAUUUCCAUUUCCAGCAUGAGCGAGAACAAUCCGAAAACCCCUCUUCCACCUUCUUCAAACGUAGAUCAUGCAUCAACCAAAUAUUCACGAAACAAGACCCAUAUCAACCCACCAGAAUCGGCAAUUCCCGAUGCCGCAACCCUGAGAGAUCAAUGGAAGUUCGCCAUCAGACAGUACAGUAAAUGGUACUCUCACGCUUGGGGAACUGCCAUUCUUGCUGGAACUGCUUUCUUUGCACUUGGUUGGUUCAUCAAGGGUGAAAAUCCCAUUCCCUCUUUCAACUCCAAUAACAACAAACCUGACAAUGACAAACCUCCCCAACCCCAGUGAUUUCAUUCUCUUCUUUUGGGCCCCAUUCACUGGAAUGAAGCCACAUCAGAGGUGUCUUUUGUUGAUAGAAUGAUAGUGCCCUGAAGCCUCACCUUGAUUGCAAUGCUCUAUGGAAGUUUUAAGAACUUGUUGUUUUGAGAAAACAAACUGUUUUCAUUUUCUGUUUUCACUUUUAGUUACAAGAUGCAACUUUACAUUCACUUAAAGCAUAAUAUAAGCCCGUCCUUUGGAUGUUA